Molecule: messenger RNA, 1978 nt
Organism: Diachasmimorpha longicaudata
Lineage: Eukaryota; Metazoa; Arthropoda; Insecta; Hymenoptera; Braconidae
Gene: fidipidine
Product: coiled-coil domain-containing protein 93
Exons: 10
Coding region: 91-1836 (581 amino acids)
Biological process (GO): Golgi to plasma membrane transport
Molecular function (GO): protein binding
Source: RefSeq, a predicted model, not a curated record
ACUCCGGUAACACCCACAAUUCGCUCAAAAAUGUUACACCAUUAAAUUUCAACUCGACAAAUUGUUGAUAGAUCAUUCUGAACGUUCAGAAUGCUCGGAGAGAGAUCCAAGAGUUCUGUUCCACCCUCCGACGUUGUCGAGGCGGAUGUUCGAGAGGAUGAGGAACAGGCUGUCAAGUUCAAUGAAAUUGUUGAUCUCCUGGUGGCUGCUGGAUAUUUCAGGGCUAGGAUCAAGGGAUUAUCAAACUUUGACAAGGUAGUUGGAGGAAUGACGUGGUGCAUCGAGUCUUGCAAUUUCGAUGUUGAUGUUAAUCUUCUGUUUCAUGAAAAUUUAACAAUUGGACAAAAAAUAGCGUUGACUGAAAAAAUCGUAGUAAUGCUCCCAAAAAUGAAUUGUCCUCAUCGAAUAGAACCCCAUCAGAUACAGGGAUUAGAUUGUAUUCACAUAUUUCCAGUUAUACAGUGGCUCGUGAAAAGAUCAAUAGAAAUGAGAAAAGAAACUGCUGGUUUCGUUCGAGAAUUCGCAAUAAAUCAGUUUGACAAACUCCAUUUUUCUGGCCGGAAGUCAGAACGUGAAGAUGCGAAAGAAAGUAUUGAAGUUAACAUUCAAUCGGCCAGAAGAGCGUACGAACCUCGAAGAAGGUUUAAAAGAACAACUGCCGCACCGACAAAUGAAACCGCGAGGGUGAAGAGCACUUUAUUGGAGUACGGAAUUCUGCCAGUCACUACAACAGCCCCUAAGGGCUUAGAAAGUGAUCAUGGAGGUUCCCAAAGUACUGAUGAAAUUGGGGCUGACUCCCUAAAUGUUAGAGGCCAGGUGGUGCAUUUGGAAGAGGAUAGACUGAGUGCUAGUGCUGUGGGGAGUAUUGUGGGACUGCAGGCACAGGAAAUUGUUGAAGUUUCGGAGAGAUAUGCAUCGUUAUCUGUUGAGGAUGGGGAUGCAUCUAGUGAGUCUAGGGUAUCAGCAGCUCUCGAGAAACAAAGGUCCAAUCUCCAAAAUCGGGUAAAGAAGCUAAAGAAAGAGAGAGAAGGGCAACUUCUCAAGAUUUCUGAGGAGACUGAACAAUUGAAGAAAAUACAGGCAAAUCGCGAAAGUGUCGAGGAUGCGUUUGUUAGGAUGAAGGAGAUGGAAACAGAGGAGAACAAAGGAACCCUAUUGAAAUUGGAGGAAUUGCUAGCAGUUCAUGCAGGCCUCAAAGACCAAGAGCACAAGUUCAGAGAACAAUGCAAAUCUGAUUUACUCUACCUCCAGAAGCUAGUGGAAAACUGUGGAGAAGUUUGUGAACCCCAAGAGGAACAAAAUCGUGUGGCUGAGUACGACGCUUUGACGGAGUCGGUCAGCAAAACUAGGUUGCUACUAGCUAAGAAAAAUCGUGCGAUUGCCUCCUUGAUGAGACAGUUGGAUGACGUGCCCGGGCGGUCUGAGUUGACACAGUAUCAGAGGCGAUUCAUGGAGCUUUAUAAUCAAGUUUCAACAAAACAUAAAGAGACUAAACAAUAUUACACUCUUUAUAAUACCUUAGAUGAUACGAAGCUUUAUCUCAGUAAGGAGCUAUCACUUCUGAAUUCAAUUUUAGAAAACUACAACGAAGCAAUGGCAUCUACAAGUGGUAAAGAACAAUUUCUUAAACAAUUCGAGGCUAUAAUUGCUGGAGUCAAACGAAAUAAAGAGAAGGUUGAAAAAAAAUGCGCAGAAGAAAAAGAGAGGCGUUUUAAUCUCAAUAAAGACUUAGUAGCACUUGUCGAGCAGCAGAGGAAAUACGUCGCCGCAGUGCGACAGCUGACUAUUGAGUGCCGAAAGAACGAAGCACUACUUGCCCAACUUCGUGCUGCAUGAAUCCUAAUGAACGUAAAUAAUUUACGUAAAAUUAUUAUAAAAGUGAAAAGAAUGUUUUUUUUUUACUAUUUCUUGUAAAUGGACCAUCAUUCAUAUGACAUAUAAAGAAUGAUUUAAUGAGAAUAAACAAUCAUAAGGCCCA